AUGGCGAACGGGGACAAAGGUACCGACGAAACGCCUGACGAAGAGGACCAGAAGAAGGAUAAGAAGGAAGAAGAGCAGAAGAAAGAAGAGGAGAGGAAAUCUAAGGAGCGUAAAAAAUGGCGAAAAGAACCGGGACCCUGCAAGGAUAAUUACGGAUCAGUUUCAAAAGCAGCUCUGAAUGCAAAAGGGACAAGAAAAGUUUUUUUCGUAGUCACUAUCGUUUUUGCACAAACUUAUAAUCGUGAUGUAAAUAAUAGGCUUUUAUUCUUCUCGUUUCACAUUGCAUCAGCAUCCACGCGUACGGAGGAAUUGGCAAAGCCUCAUAUUCACGUCAGCACGGCGUGCAGAGACGACGCCUUCGGCGUUAAAAAGAGCGCCCUCUCAGGAUCAGCUUCUGCACGGGUAUCCGAAAUGGCGAAACCGAAUCAUCCUGCCGAUCCUGUUGAAAGACCACCACCACGAGAGAAGAACGCUUUCGGUGCUCCGAUAUUUCCCCAGCCGAAAUUCGGUAAGCGACUGCCAAAAGUGAAACCGUAUAAAAUGGGCGAGUGUAAGGAUAAAGACAAUAAGGAUAAAGGGAAGGCGAAUGAAUCGGAGAAUAGUAUGAAAAAAUAUGAGUCUGUACCGUUGUAUCCAAGUAUUGAUCCUUGCAUUGAUCCUGCCGGUGCCAAAAAGCAAGCUAAAGCCAGAAAGGCUGCUGAAGAAGCAAAGAAGGCGAGGAGGGAGAAGCGGAGGCAAAAACAACAGGCGAAAAGUGAUCAAGUGAAGCAGGAGAAUAACGAAAAGAAUAAGUGAAAACAUGAUCGGGAUGAAGAAAUGAAGAAAAAAAUUUGCUGUCAAGGAUCAGCACCCCGUGAAAAUUAUAACUCAUGAUGUCACGAAGAGGAAAACUUUGAAGAAUUUGAUCUUGUCAGUGACUGAUUUAUGCUAAACGUAGCUAAAU
Diprion similis is the source of this 943-nucleotide messenger RNA. RefSeq lists its product as uncharacterized. The transcript is spliced from 3 exons. The record is from RefSeq and is a predicted model, not a curated record. Bases 1 to 795 code for a protein of 264 amino acids. Lineage: Eukaryota; Metazoa; Arthropoda; Insecta; Hymenoptera; Diprionidae.